AACACCCGUCUCUUCCAGCGCCGCCUCCCUCCUCCGCCCUCCCGCGCCGCCGCCGCUGCAGCAACUGCCACCUGCGCCGCAAGCAGCCGGCGGACCGCAGCCAUGGCAGAUUCGAAGGCCGCCGCGGCGGUGACCCUCCGCACGCGCAAGUUCAUGACCAACCGCCUCCUCUCCCGCAAGCAGUUCGUGCUCGAGGUCAUCCACCCCGGCCGCGCCAACGUCUCCAAGGCGGAGCUGAAGGAGAGGCUGGCGAAGGUGUACGAGGUGAAGGACCCCAACUGCAUCUUCGUCUUCAAGUUCCGCACCCACUUCGGAGGCGGCAAGUCCACCGGCUUCGGUCUCAUCUACGACAACCUCGAGGCGGCCAAGAAGUUCGAGCCCAAGUAUCGUCUCAUCAGGAAUGGUCUUGCUACCAAGGUAGAGAAGUCACGAAAGCAGAUGAAGGAACGGAAGAACAGGGCAAAGAAGAUCCGUGGUGUGAAGAAGACAAAGGCUGGAGAUGCCAAGAAGAAAUAAGGGAAAAGAUACUCGCCUUGCCGUCUUAAUCUUAUCUGCCUCCGGUUUGUUUGUUUGGGACGGUGUCCUUUUGGCAAUGCUGAAUGUUUAAUUAGACCUAGGAAGGAUUUUGCCAGAAUUAUGAAUGUUGAGGCACUCGUAGUACUUUGUGGUCAGUUUUGAGGAACAUUGUCAGACACUCGCAUAUAUACUUGAUUGUCAUGGCUCUUGUUCUGCUAUCUUCAUUUUGA
This is a messenger RNA of Setaria italica (foxtail millet), 746 nucleotides long. RefSeq names its product 40S ribosomal protein S24-1. The transcript is spliced from 4 exons. The record is from RefSeq and is a predicted model, not a curated record. Gene Ontology annotation, cellular component: ribosome. Gene Ontology annotation, biological process: translation. The coding region runs from base 103 to 516 and encodes 137 amino acids. NCBI's taxonomy places the organism in Eukaryota, Viridiplantae, Streptophyta, Magnoliopsida, Poales, Poaceae. Gene Ontology annotation, molecular function: structural constituent of ribosome.